UAUUUCUAGCCAGCUGUUUCCUGUUACUUUUUUCGUUGAUUCCUCAUCAAAAUCAUUUAGAAAUUUUUAUUGAUAAAUUAACGAGUGCAUUGACGGUUAAUAUACCGCAUAAAUAAAUAAAUUUUGACACAAGAUUGGAAAAUUUAUCGGAGAGUAUGCCAGUGGCGUAUUGGCGUGUGUUGGUGCUGAUGGUUGAUGCAUUAAUGUAGCAGUCCAUGUAGCAUGUAGCCAAGUUCAAGUCUCAGUUAGUCGAGUUUCUCCACCUUUGUCGUAAUAAAGUCUCGUCCGUUACGUCCAUCCACGGAGUGAGAUUGUUAAAUUAUUCUUGGCUUGGUACAUAUAUAUAUAUUUAUUUGUACCUAUCUGUCUACUUAAAUACACUCACUUUAUAAGCACUAUCUGCACACCAACGUUUUUUUAAAUCCGUGUCAUUUAAAUAGUGUGUUGGUAUUUGAGUGCAAGUUUGUGUUAACUAUUUACUAGCUUUCUGUGUCUCGAGACACUGUUUACGUCCGACGAAUGCAGAAUUACAAAACAAAAAUUUAUAGUCAUAGUAAAAAAAAAAAAAAAGAUAAAGAUAACACCAAGAGCUUAAAUUUGCUGACGAGAGUCUGUGUGGUCCUGUCGAAGAAUUAAGUAAUCGGCCGAACAGACUGAGAUCAUGGUAGACUAUUAUAAAAUUCUUGAGUUAACACAAACGGCUACGCCUGUUGAAAUUAAAAAAUCAUACCGCAAAUUAGCUCUUAAAUGGCAUCCGGACAAGAAUCCCGACAAUCUUGACGAGUCGACGAAAAGGUUUAAAGAAAUCUCGGAGGCGUACGAAGUAUUGAUUGACGAGAAAAAAAGAAGAAUUUACGACCAAUAUGGAAAAGAAGGCCUGCAAAUUCCUGGAAACAAACGCAGACACGAGGAUGAGUAUAAUCCGGUCUUCAAUGAAUGGUUUGUCUUCAGAGAUCCUGAAGAUGUUUUCCGAGAAUUUUUCCAAGGCUCUCCGUUCGACGAUUUAUUUGAUAUGCUGAAUGGCGGCAAUGGACGUCGAGGAGGCCAAAGACACGGACAUCCAAGACAAAACAGCUUACAUUCACCUUUCGGUACUCUUGAUCUCAGUCUUUCUUCACCAUUUGGAUUUUUCGGCUCUGGAGCAGACUGUUUCUCUUCAUUUAGCAGUUUCUCCAAUGGAGCACCUAUGGGAGGCUCUAAUGUACGGAAGACAAGUACUUCUACGCGAUUUGUUAAUGGAAAAAAAAUAACAACUCACAAGGUCGUCGAAGGUGGAAAGGAGACCAUAACAUUUUAUGAGAACGACGUCGUCAAGUCUAGAACCGUCAAUGGUGUUCCUCAAUCAAUCACGUUGAAUGAAGCAUCGACGAGUCGUCAAGUGAAUGACAAAACCGUCGACACAUCAUCAACGGGAAACAAUACUGCCGUUCGCGGUAGUUCCAGUGCGAAAAUACCGCAUACCGACAACUUAAAUAGGAUAAAAAAUCAUUAUCAUCAUCCACACACAAGUAUCAAGCACGAAAAAAGUAAACGAAAGUGAUAGUAAACAUUCAAUACAGACAAAAAAUUUUAAAAAACAAACAAACAAAUUUAA
Messenger RNA from Cotesia glomerata, 1594 nucleotides. RefSeq names its product dnaJ homolog subfamily B member 6 (gene mrj). The record is from RefSeq and is a predicted model, not a curated record. The transcript is spliced from 9 exons. Gene Ontology annotation, molecular function: Hsp70 protein binding. Lineage: Eukaryota; Metazoa; Arthropoda; Insecta; Hymenoptera; Braconidae. Bases 662 to 1540 code for a protein of 292 amino acids.